AUGGCGGUGCCCUUCUUAGAAUGGGCUCUGCUGUUUAUCUCUUGAUACCAAUUUCAUCUUAAAAGUGGACCUACUUCAGACCGAUUGGAUUCAGUUAGUAAAACACGAAGGAUUCAUGUUAAAGGAGUCCAAGGACACUAUGGCGUCCAUCACGGGCCAAGCGUUUCUGGACCACAUCAAACCUUGUUGGUACUGGGACAAGAAGGACCUGGCCCACACGCCCUCCCAGUCGGAGGGUCUUGAUUGCGGCAUUGAGGCCCGCUACCGGAGGGAAGGCGCCCGCUUUAUAUUCGACGUGGGAACCCGACUUGGCCUACAUUAUGAUACGCUGGCAACAGGCAUCAUCUACUUUCAUCGCUUCUACAUGUUCCACUCCUUCAAACAAUUCCCCCGAUACGUAACGGGUGGCUGCUGCCUUUUCCUGGCCGGGAAGGUGGAGGAGACGCCCAAGAAGUGUAAGGACAUCAUCAAGACGGCCCGCAGCCUGCUCAACGACGUGCAGUUCGCCCAGUUUGGAGAUGACCCCAAGGAGGAGGUGAUGGUGCUGGAGAGGAUCCUUCUGCAGACCAUCAAGUUUGACCUGCAGGUGGAGCACCCCUACAUGUUCCUGCUUCGCUACGUCAAGCAGCUCAAAGGUGUUGAAGGGGACAAAAGUAAGGUGUGCAAAGUGCUGCAGAUGGCAUGGACCUUUGUCAACGACAGCCUGUGCACCAUGCUGUCGGUCCAGUGGGAGCCCGAGAUCAUCGCCGUGGCCGUCAUGUACCUGGCAGGCCGCCUCUCCAAGUUCGACCUCCAGGGCUGGGUCUCGAAGCAGUCGUCACGCCGCUGGUGGGAGCAGUUCGUCCAGGACGUGCCCGUGGAGCUGCUGGAAGACAUCUGCCACCAGAUCCUGGACCUGUACUCACAAGGCAACAAGCCCAUCCCCCAGCAGAUCCAGGAGAAGGAGCGCGCCCACCCCCAGCCCCAGCCCCCCUCCCUGGCUCCCCCAGCCCCGCAGGCACCCCCGCCCGGGGCCAACCCACCACUGCCCCCACAGCCCAAGAAGACCUCACCCCAGGGCGCCAGUCCCGCCCUCCCACUCAAACGGCCCCACGUGUCCCCAAAAGAUGAACCCAAAGCUCCAGAACCUGUUGGCCUAAAGAUCCCUCGCCUGGAGAGCCCCCAGCCCCCCCAGCCCCCCCUGCCCACCUCCCAGCCCCCCCCAGAGCGCCCGGCCCCGGCCCCGCCCACCGAGCCCGAGCCGCUCCCCGAGGAGGCCCCGCCUCCCCCGGCCGUCCCGCCCCCCCUCCCCCACCGCCCGCCGCCCCCGCCCCCCUCCAACUACAUCAUGUCCACCACCAGCUCCUACAUGUCGGGCGAGGGCUUCCAGAGCCUGCAGUCCCUGAUGAAGACGGAGGCGCCCGCCUACGCCCCGCCCAUGCCCCCCGCCUACGGGCACCCCAUGCCCCCCUACCACGCCUACCCGCCGCCCAACGCCCCCCCGCCGGGACCCCCCCCUCCCCCCACCUCCUACCCUCCAUCCAUGCCGCCGGCCUUCCCCCCGCCCGGCUACAACCACAGCUACCCGCCCCCGCCGCCCCGGAUGCCCCUGGGCCACGAGUACCCGCCCCCCCCCGGUCACGACUACCCCCCCCUCCAGGGUCACGACUACGCCCCCCACCAGGGACUGGAGUACGCCCAGCACCAGGGACUGGAGUACGCCCAGCUCCCGGGACACGAGUACGCCCCGCCGGGGCACGAGUACGCCCCGCCCCCGGGCCAUGAGUAUGCCCCGCCCCCCGGUCACGAGUAUGCUCCGCCUCCGCUGGGGAUCCCAGGGUACCACCCCCCACCUCUACCGGGACAGCCCGGCGGCAUGCCCAUGAACCACGGCUGGUUGAGAUGA
Messenger RNA from Gadus chalcogrammus (walleye pollock), 1885 nucleotides. RefSeq names its product cyclin-K-like. Gene Ontology annotation, molecular function: cyclin-dependent protein serine/threonine kinase activator activity. Gene Ontology annotation, biological process: positive regulation of DNA-templated transcription, elongation; regulation of transcription by RNA polymerase II. Gene Ontology annotation, cellular component: nucleus; cyclin/CDK positive transcription elongation factor complex. The record is from RefSeq and is a predicted model, not a curated record. Bases 116 to 1885 code for a protein of 589 amino acids. The transcript is spliced from 11 exons. NCBI's taxonomy places the organism in Eukaryota, Metazoa, Chordata, Actinopteri, Gadiformes, Gadidae.